This is a messenger RNA of Aspergillus versicolor CBS 583.65, 1461 nucleotides long. RefSeq lists its product as uncharacterized. The coding region runs from base 208 to 1122 and encodes 304 amino acids. The transcript has a single exon. Lineage: Eukaryota; Fungi; Ascomycota; Eurotiomycetes; Eurotiales; Aspergillaceae. The record is from RefSeq and is a predicted model, not a curated record.
AGAGUCCAUUUAGUUGUCAGGUCUUUAUAAGAGCCGCCCCUAUGCAGCUAUUUUAUCCUCUAUCUACUCUCUCCUCAUCUAGUUAAACGGAUAGCUGUGGCUGAAAUCUUGUUAAUCGUUAAAGAGAAGAACCCAUCCUACUGAGACGAUAUCGACUCCAUCUACUAUCCGUCUCAGGCUUCAGACCCUAAAGCAAGAAGAACUGUCAUGUCGGACUUGAUUGGGCCCCUUGGAUCUGUGAUCGGCUACCUAGGCGCUGCAGCUGCAACAGAAUCCUUCUUCGAACGCCUGCUCUGGCCUCAGCGGUUCUACAAUGAUGUCAACCCAUUGGUUCUACUCAGGCUUGCAUUCCUUUUACCCAUGUCAGGGCCACUGCACGGAGCGGCUCUUGAGUCUCUCGGUACUUUCCGCGAUAAUGGAUUGUACCUUGGUAUGAGGCGAGGGCGCAUGCUUGGAACCACAUUUUAUCAUGAUGUAAAGGUCAAAUACUAUCGUAUUACGGGACCACAUGAUGUGCAUGAAAGGAUUGCGAAAAAUUCAAGGAAUGGGUUUUGGGUGCAAGUUUUAAGAGAAGUGAAAUAUCAAGGCCACAAUGGGCGCUUGCCGGCACCUACUCCAGAAGACCCUGCGCCGAAUGGAAUUCUGCCAUAUCGAGCGAUGCAACUAGUUCAUCGCCUCAAGUUACAUUACGCAAAAGAUUUCAAUCAUGCCGGUCUCGAUGCAAUUGAGAUUAGCGAGACAACUAUCACCUGGAGGACGGUCGUUGGCACAGUUGUGAGCGAGUUUUCCUCUAUCGUCAUCGCCAUUACCACAGCAGUUGCGGAGCCUUUCAGAGCUUAUUGGCUAUCGGGUUACAUGCUAGUACCGCUAGCUUUGAAGAUUUGUGCUCUGGUUACGAGCGUUCGUCGAGAUUCAAUCCUCGACAUUGAAGAGAAGACCGAAAGUCAUCCAAGUUCUGAAGACGAGCUGUACGAGCUCGACAACCUCACACAUGGGUUUGCCUUAAUUCAAGGCUCACCGAGCAUAGUCUCUCAGUUUUGGAGGCAUUAUGGACAUCCAAAACGAGACAGUGGAGCAGCUGGUCGAAGGGACAGGGUGAGAGAGCUCCUUUCAAUUCGUUAAUCCAAGUCUCUCUAAAAAUGGACUUGAACCUUUCACUAUUGAUGUUGAGGUCACGAAGAAUACAGCAAUUUUUUGUCGGGCAGAAACCGAAACCUACACGGUCAUUGGACCACAUGAGUUUAGAGGCUAUGGGCACGAGUUUGAGAAAGCAUUCACCACUAUUCAGGUUCCCCAGAGCACCGGACAUCAUAGAGUCAUCUCCUACAAGUUCGGCGAUUUGAAAUUCGUCGUGCGCUAUGAAACUGACGGAUAUCUGGGCGAACAUUCAGGAGUUCAGACUCAAACUGUCGAGGAUUCGGAUCAUGGGAAUUUACUGAAGAUGAUGGAAACCCUGUCUCU